Melampsora larici-populina 98AG31 is the source of this 363-nucleotide messenger RNA. RefSeq lists its product as uncharacterized. Gene Ontology annotation, biological process: positive regulation of translational elongation. Gene Ontology annotation, molecular function: translation elongation factor activity; ribosome binding; RNA binding. The transcript is spliced from 6 exons. The record is from RefSeq and is a predicted model, not a curated record. The coding region runs from base 1 to 363 and encodes 120 amino acids. NCBI's taxonomy places the organism in Eukaryota, Fungi, Basidiomycota, Pucciniomycetes, Pucciniales, Melampsoraceae.
AUGAUGUCUGACAGUGAACAACACAACAAAACCUUUGAGGCUGCCAGUGUUGGUACUUCUGUGACCUUCCCAAUGCAAUGCUCUGCUUUACAUAAUCGCGGUCACUUUUUCAUCAAAGGUAGACAAUGCAAACUUUUUUCUUGGAAUGUUGAUAUGUCUACCUCCAAUACUGGAAAGCACGGUCACCCCAAUUUCCAUUUGGCUGUGAUCAAUAUCUUCAUUAACAAGAAAUUUUUUUUGAACUUGAUUGAAAUGAAUGGUGUUGCCAAGGAUGAUGUCAACACUCCUGAAUGUGACCUUGGCGAAGCUCUCCAAGAGCGACUCAUGCUGGCAAAGACCUAUGUUGAAGAUGAUUGUUCUUAA